Molecule: messenger RNA, 4180 nt
Organism: Rhinichthys klamathensis goyatoka
Lineage: Eukaryota; Metazoa; Chordata; Actinopteri; Cypriniformes; Leuciscidae
Product: G patch domain-containing protein 8
Exons: 4
Coding region: 291-4118 (1275 amino acids)
Cellular component (GO): nucleus
Source: RefSeq, a predicted model, not a curated record
AAAUCCAGUAACAUCCGUCUGGGCUGGAGAGCAGGUGCCUGUCUCUUCUUGAAGAGGAAAACAGACAGAGGAUGUGACAGAAGUGUGGGACAGUGUUUCCGAUUUGCAGAUUCGUAUUUUUAUCGGCGUGUCCUCGUAACGACGUCCUGUACUGACUGAAGCGAUCGGACCGGCGCUCACAGACCGUCCUCUGCCUACUUCCACUCGGUGUAACCCCUGCGAGAUCUUCUCCAAAGUAACUUGCUCGCCUGGCCGUCCCUGGAGCCCGCUCAUGGGUGACGCUGGACCGGAUGGCGUGCUACUACCUUGUGAUCAGCUCCACGCACCUAAGCAAUGGACACUACCGGAGCAUCAAAGGAGUUUUCCGUGGUCCGCUAUGCAAAAGCACCGGAGGCGAAUCACCGGACUAUGCUAAGAAAGAGAAAGCCAUUGCAAAAGCCCUGGGGGAUUCCAAGGCAAACUUCUAUUGUGAACUAUGCGACAAGCAGUACCAUAAACAUCAGGAGUUUGACAACCACAUCAACUCGUAUGACCACGCACAUAAACAGAGGCUGAAAGAGUUGAAGCAGAGAGAAUUUGCACGCAAUGUCUCCUCCAAGUCCUGGAAAGAUGAGAAAAAGCAGAAAAGAGCUCUGAAACGACUGCACCAGCUUGCACAACUCAAACAGCAAAGAGACAGUGAUGACAGGAAAUGUCCAAAGUUAAGGUCUACAAACAAAGAUAAGGAUCCCGUUCAAAUCCUCUCUGCUGGCAGUAGCAAGUUUGACACAAAACCAACAGCAUCCUUGGUUCAAAACUCAAAUCCUAUCUCUACAAACACCUCAUUGAAGGGCUUGUCCUCCACUCGUGUGCCCACACAUCAGCAGCCAUGCCACGAAAAACACCCCUUACCGACAAAAUCCUCUGCAGUACACCGGGGCCCUAGGGCAGGAGUCUCAUUCUGUUUCUCUAGACGAGCUCAACUAAAGCUUGACUCCUGUGCAUCUGUGUUUAGUGAUGGACUUGAGGAGGCCAGUGACUAUCAAGAGCUCCAGCGCCACAAGCACAGACUCGCCCUGGAAGCCCUUUGGUCUAGCUCAUGCUCACCCAGAACCCCAAAUAAUGAUGACCAUGAUCUGUCCCAUGAUCCACUGACUCUGGGCUGGGUGGAUGAAGACUCUCAAACACCUCAAACGGAAGCACAAGCAAAACAUGUGGAGAGCCCUGAAAUUCAGGCAAACUACAGCACAAGUCACCCAGAGAAGCUUGGGUGUCCUGACACACACAGUCCUGGAGCAAACUGGAAGCCAGCUGGUUCAGAGGACAGAUUGCAUGAUGGGGGGCAGAGACCCAGGGCAGAGGGGGCUUAUGCAGGAUCAGAGGGGAGAGAAUGCCUCAAGUGCCCCGGCCCUACUGUUUACACAGAUGGACAGGGUACCAUGGCCCAAGGCCAACUCCAAAUACUCAAAGGCUCACACCACCAUACACAGAAAAUCUGCGAACAGGGUACUAUGCAGAAUGGGAAGGACUGUAUAUCAGAAAAAGAGACAGAGGAGUAUAAAAUACACAGAGUGUGCAAGGAUGAAAAUAUAGGUUCUUUCCUUAAUGUAGUCAGCAAGGACGGAAGUGUGACAAAAUGGCCUUUUGAGCUGGUGCAGUACACUUCCGACAAGCCACACGUAUCUUACAGCUGUAACCCUCUCUACUAUUAUUUAAAACACAAGGAGGGCAGAGACAAAAGCACAAAAGGGACAGAUCUUGCUGUUGUUGACAAGCUCACAGGCCAGAAUGACAGAGCUAGGCCACAAACACAGGAUGUUCCAGGAGAUAAAUUAGGCAUUUUUAAACCAAAGAAACCGAAACACAGGAUAAAGGGGAAAAAUCGUUGGCAUAAAUUAGAUGCUGCCAAGAUCCGGCAAGCGGGAUGCGCAUUCAAAACCUGCUCACAGACAGAAGCUGGAGGACACUUUGAAUUCCAAUGCACUCCAACCGGCACGUCACAAUACAAGCAAGAAUGCACUGAGAGGAGGCACAAGCUGGGGAAGAGGAAAAGAUCAGUGAGAGAUGAGACUUCAAAUGAAAGUGACACCCCAGAGCACAGCCUCAAAAGCAUCGUUGUAAGCUCGCUUUCUGCCCCGGCACGUAAAAGGAAGAAAUGUCAAACGAUGAGGGGGCUUGUGUCAGCGCUGCGCUUGGUAAGGCGGAGGCCUUUGUCAUAUUCUGUUCACAACACGACAGGAAGAGAGGAUAAUUAUCGCUGGUAUGACAACACCUAUGAGUCAAAGAGGGAUGCUGCCUCAACUCCCAACAGUGACAAAUCUGGGUCGUGGAGUGGCCUGUCAGACUUGACCUCAGAUGGAGAAUGGCCUGUGUACCACAUGGGUAAACGCUCCACCUCACCAAGAUCAAACUAUCUAUACCCUUUGAGAAAGGAGCACAGUCAGCCCAGGUCUUGCGUUAGAAGUUCCUCUUACAUUGUUCCUCACUACAGUUAUAGCCCAUGCAGAGAUUUCAGACAUACAGGAGACAGUUGGGAUUACGCAGACUCUUACAUCUACAAUAAACGGAAAUAUUCAAUGGUUUAUAACAGCCCGGAUCAGCAUGAGAGAUACAGCAUCAGAAGACACAAAAAAAUAGCUGAGGAGCAUAAACAGAGAGAGCAUAGAACUCAAAAUACAGGCAGGCAGUUGUUUUAUAGAGUCUAUGACAGUCCUGAACCUCAAGAGGAUGUCAGGGAUUGGUGGUAUGAAAGACUUAGCCCUGUAGGUAGGAGGUACCGGGAGAGGGAAGAAUGUCCUUGGUCAAGUCCAGAAAGAAGUGAAGACAGGUGGUAUAACAAGCCAGUGUCCAUUCGUAGCCCCAGUUCCUCUAGUAGCAUUAGCAUCUCUGAUCUUAAUGGGGACUGGUUGUCUAAUUCCCAUAUUAGGCCAUCUCCAACUGUACAGAGCCAGAAACAUUGCAGUCAUUCUGGGUGGCCAUCCAAGAGAUUGGUCAAGACCAAAUCAUCUCCUCUUAGAAAGAGGAGUCACUCACCCCCAUUAGCUACAAGUAACAAUGUAGCUCAGCCUAAUUCCUUACAAUCAAGUAUAGGGAAGGAAGAUGGUACUCAUAAAUCUAACCCAAUUCCAAAAGACCAGUUGGUUGAGAAGGAUCCUAAAGUAAAGAAAGCAAAUGUCACCCUCUCACUUCCACUAAUUGGUAAAUUACCCUCUAUUAAGAAAGGGGCAAGAAAAAUAGGGAUAAAUAAAGAUGCAAGUGCCAGUAUUAGUAACCAGGUUCCAACAUCUUCGUCUGUCCCAUCAAAUCAACAAGUUAUACCUCAAAUUGACAGUAAGACUUCAGAACACUUACAACAAACACAUGGGCAAAAUUACAGCGCAUCCCAUGCCUGUCUUGAAAUUGCCAAGGAGGAUAGAUCAACAGAAAUCUGUUCUGCUUUAGCGCUGGGUCCAGACAAGACUUUGUCGCAUAAACUUAACAUCAGAGACCAAGCAGACAAUGCAGGAAUUGCAGGGAUUCACUGUCCAAAAUGCACCACCCCUCCCCUUUCUGAGCAACCAAUCACCUUCACCAAUGAUGAGAUUGAGAAGUACAAAUUGCUUCAGCUCCAGGCCCAGCAGCACAUGCAGCAGCAGCAGCACCUUCAAGAGCAAGUAUCUGUGGACAUGAGCCAUUUACCAGUACCAACUGCAGAGCCACCUGACCAGACUACACUUUCAGCCUGUCUACCAUACAACAUACUCCAGCCCUCUUCUCCACCCUCUUCUAUUGCUCCUCACUCUUCGCCUGUUGCCCUGCUAUCACCCCUUCAUCCCACUCUCUCUCAGCCCCAAUUUGCCCGUCCAAUUCCUGCUGCCUUCUUUUCAGUGCCGCCAGCUACUAUGUUGGCAGCUCAACCCCUCCACCUGAUCCCAGCCUCAUCUUUCCACCCAGUUCACCCUCACCAUCAUGUUCCUGGGUUGACUCUCCACCCCCUUCCUCCCACUUCUCUGCUCCCAACGAUGCUCAGUCCAAUGCCCAUGGCUGCCGCUGCUGCUGCUGCUGUUGCUGCUGCUGCCAGCACUCUGCAGAUCCACCCCCUACUACACCCUCUGUUCCACAGCCAGGACCUUCAGCGCCACCCUGGACCAACCAGCUAGUUCUGGUCAGAAUGAGAGGGCAAAUGAGAAUAAGAAAGAAUAUAGUUCUGACAUGAAAUAUC